This is a messenger RNA of Aspergillus niger, 987 nucleotides long. RefSeq lists its product as uncharacterized. Bases 1 to 987 code for a protein of 328 amino acids. The transcript has 2 exons. The record is from RefSeq and is a predicted model, not a curated record. Lineage: Eukaryota; Fungi; Ascomycota; Eurotiomycetes; Eurotiales; Aspergillaceae.
AUGGGCGAAUCGAACGGAACAGAAGAAAACGGGAGUUCUUUCCCUUCAGGAACACUUGCAAAAUUGACAUGCGAUAUCCUCAACGAUACCUUCUAUAAUAUAAUUCAUGAUAUAGUUGCAAAGGUGCAUCGCGACGAAAAGGUCUCCCGUAUGCGCUCAGCGGUGGUCACUGCAAGGCAGAAAGCCGAUGAAGAGGCAUCCAAACGUCGUGAAGAGAGCGGGAAGCCAGCUGGUGCAUUUAAGCCCGGUGAUCUCGAUCUUGAGGAACUCAAGGACAUCCAUGUGGAAACCGAUGCAGCUGUCUUUGAUGAAGGCAAGGUUUACCUCAAGGGAAACCCUCUCCAAACCACGAAAGAAAUUAUCUGCCCGGAGUGCCGAUUGCCUCGUUUAUUGUACCCGGUAACGGGUGUUGGGGCUCGGGCUCCACCAGAUCCCUAUCGGGAGUAUUGUCAGAAGCAGCCGAUGAUCAACAAGCCGGGGCACGAUGUUCAUGGAAACCCGUUCGCCACGGACAAGUUGAACCCGAAGAAGAAGAAACAGACAAAUACGUCCAAUACUCCAGCUUCAAGUCCUCCCACAACGCCCGACAGUUCCUUUAAACAAGCAGCUCCAGAGAAGGUGUCCUUCCCGACUGUGAAAUGCCCGAACUGCCCGAGAUACUUUGUUGUCACUCGAGUUGCACAGCACUUGGACAGAUGCCUGGGUUUAUCAGGGCGACAGACCAACCGCAACAAGACCCCUAUGGAGAAUGGUGCCAGUACUCCCAGUUCUGCUCCACCUAAGCGACCAUUAGUGGACGACGACGUCCCAGCAACUCUUCCGACGAAGAAGAAGAAACUAGGAGCCCCGAAAAAACUGUCAGGGAAGAAGCCACCUCCGCCCAGCAAACUGAAAAACGGUCUUACGCCAGACAUGGCCGCGGCAAGUGACGCCGCCGGCUCUGGUGAUGGAGACAUCAAGAGUGAAGCGAACGGGGAUAACUCUUAA